Molecule: messenger RNA, 369 nt
Organism: Gongylonema pulchrum
Lineage: Eukaryota; Metazoa; Nematoda; Chromadorea; Rhabditida; Gongylonematidae
Source: the annotation of a GenBank genome assembly
AUGCUCACUGAACUUACAUAUGUAACGAUUGCAGGUGUGAAUUUUUCCGCAAUACGCCAGGACAGUUCUGGGGCGCCUGAGCAGCGUGAGGGAGCGAGCUGCGAUGUGGUGAUUCACCAUUUCGCAGCUUCACAGCCGGUUCCCUCAGCAAGGGCAAUCAACUCUGGCGAAGCAGGAAGAAGCAACUCUGCGGAGCCAGGGCCUUCGGGUGUGAAUUACGCCGCAGUGCGCCAAGAUAGCUACCGGGCGCUUGAAAGAGCAAGGGAUGUUGCGGCAAAGCGCGUUGCGAGAAGCAAUCCAGCUUUUAAAGAAGCCGAAGCAAGCAGAGCAGCCGAACGUAUGCGGUUGAAGCGGCAGGUGGAAAGCUGC